Molecule: messenger RNA, 2605 nt
Organism: Octopus sinensis (East Asian common octopus)
Lineage: Eukaryota; Metazoa; Mollusca; Cephalopoda; Octopoda; Octopodidae
Product: E3 ubiquitin-protein ligase MIB2-like
Exons: 14
Coding region: 166-2007 (613 amino acids)
Biological process (GO): protein ubiquitination
Cellular component (GO): cytoplasm
Molecular function (GO): ubiquitin-protein transferase activity; protein binding
Source: RefSeq, a predicted model, not a curated record
AGGUAAGUUGGCAUGCAAAGAGAGAGCUAUAUAUUCUGACGCAAAUUUGAGACGCAUUCAUUUCUGUAACUGAUUUAAAGCUCUGUCGUGAUGAGAACCAAAUUUCCAGGCAACACAACACGUCUCUAUAUCUACAAUUAAGGUGAAUUGGAAUUUACGGAAACAAUGGGUGCAGCCGAGUCAACAGUCGGAUCAGGUGAAUUUGAUUUAAUGGGAGCAAUGGGUGCACUCCAGUCAAGAUUCAGAUCAGGUGAUCGUGUAACAAUGUCCGGUGACAUAAGUUCAUUAAGGACGUUACAAGAAGGACAUGGAGGAUGGUGCCUUGGUAUGGAAUUCUUCAUAGGUAAAGUUGGUAUUGUUGAAGGUGUAGAUAUUACAGGCGAUGUGUUAGUGAAAUACGCAAAUCAUAAUAACCAAAUAUUGUGCUUAAAUCCGAAAGCUCUAAAAAAGAGUCAAGAAUUUUCUAUAGGUGAUAGUGUCAAGAUAAUUGAAGGUAUUCAAAGAGUUAAAGAAUAUCAGGAAGGACAUGGCGAGUGGAAUGAUAAGAUGGCAUCGAUAUUAGGAAAAACCGCCAAAGUAAUGCUGGUGUUACCGAACGAUGAUUUACUUGUGUUGAUGCCUGGAGGUAUGUGGCGCCUCAAUCCUAAAUGCUGUGAAAAAGUUAGCAACAGCGAUGAUAGUGAGCGUGGCACUGGACUGGGAAAUCUUCUGCAAAAGCUCCUUCUCGAAAAUCUUGGAACCCCACCUCUUGAUGGGUUUGUAAAGGAUGCUGCUAGAGGUAAUAUACAGAAUGUGCGAGAAUUCAUCAAAAACCAACGAAGUGAAAUUGAUGUAAAAAGUUCUAACAGAACGGCCCUACAAGUUGCCAGUGGUAAGGGCCAUGAAGACAUUGUAUUGAUGCUGCUGGAAGCCGGGGCAGAUUUAGAGAUACAAGACGAUGACGGAGACACAGCUCUUCAUUAUUCAUCAUACCGCGAUCAGCCAGAAGUAAUGGAAAUACUUUUGUCAAAAGGAGCCAACAUUAAGGCUGUAAAUGACAAGCAUUUUACUGCACUUCAUAUAGCAGUGAGCAGUGAGUCUGUCAAGUGUGUUCGAGUAUUACUUAAGCAUUCAGCUGCGGUUAAUAUUCAGGAUUCCAACGGAAACACGCCACUACACCUCGCUAUCAUGAAGGAGAACGACAAAAUCUUUGAUAUGUUAAUCAGUGACUCCAAAAUUGAUUUCACAAUACGUAACAAACGAGGCUUCAAUGCUUUACACCAUGCAGCAUUCAACGGAAAUAAUUUUGCAACUGAAAGGAUUCUGGAGAAACACCGUGACAUUGUCGAUGUUAAGAAAGAUGACGGUUUUACUGCAUUACACGUCGCUGCUGUAAAUGGGCGCAAAGAUAUUAUUAAAACACUCCUCACUGUGGGACAAGCGCAGAUAGACAUUCGAUGCACCAGUCAAAUGACGCCGCUUCACUUAGCUGUGAGAGAGUGCUAUAUGGGUUCGAUUGAAUUAUUGAUAUCAAAAGAAGCCGAUAUCAAUGCCAAAGACGAUGAUGGCGACACUUGCUUACAUCUGGCCGUCUCAAAUAGGAAAAUCACUCCUCGUAAAGAUUCAGAAAUACUAAAAAAAGUUCGCACUCAAUUCAAUUUAGGCAAAGACGAACCCGAUUGGUUUGUUAUAGCCUGUUAUUUAGUAUUUCAUGGAGGAAAACGUUAUCAUGAAAACCACCGAGGUAAAACGCCAUUGGACAUCAUAAAGGACGAAUCAUUAAGAGAGAAACUGAGGAAUUUUGCUUUGAAAUCAACAAGUGCACAGCCAAAGAAGGAUCAUGCUGCAGAACCACAAAGUGAUACCAGAGAGUGUUGGCUCUGUUCUGAUAAACAGGCCAUCGUAUCAUUCAAGCCAUGCAAUCAUGUAUUGCUCUGUGACGACUGCUUUAAAAAGGCUACUAUCAAAAAGUGCUUGAAGUGCAGAGAGCCUAUAGAAGGCACAAUUACAAUUCAAGGUAAACAUUAGAGCGACGUGGACCUGAUAACGAAGUUUAUUUGAUUCGAUCUUGUAGUGUGGUAUUUGAUUGUUGUCACAUCAUUUGCACAGAGUGCGGAGACCUUUUGAAGGAGUAAACCAAUUUAGAAGAAAUUAAAUCUGUUCUAGAUCGAUACGAUUUACUUUGUUUAACGGUUUUAUUGUGACGUUUUAAAUUUAAUCCUUUUGUUCACUUGAAAUGAUUCCUAUAUAACAUACAAAUAUUUUCAGCUUAAAUAUAAAACCUAUAUAUAAUAUAUAUUUAGUUUAAAGACAAAAUGUCUAUAAGAAAAUUAUUAAUUUGACAUUUGUUUUGAUUUUUAGAGUAACAAAUAUUACAUUAUGUGCUAAUUAACGAUUAUAGUUUUAAUAAACAUAGUUGAUGAUAUUAUAACAGAGUUGAAGCUUCAUUAUAUAUCUUAAAUGUAGUAUUUGAUGAUUUCUAAUAUAAUCUUUAUAAAGCUAUUUCUUUACAUAACGAAUAUUAUUAAUGAAAUAUGGAUAAGAUGAUAUAAUAAAACGAUUUAUAUAUAAACAUUCCUCAUACUUCUUAAUGAUUUUACAUGAAAUAAAUGUAGUUAUUCAGAAA